CCAUUUUUGUACUUUUAAUGAAGGAAAAAUAAUUGUUGAUUUAAAUUAGAACAAAAAAAAAAAGAAACAAAAAAGAAUCAAAUGUUGAAAACUGACCUACCCCUCUCCAACAUGCAAAACUCCUUAGCUAGCUGCAAAACCGUUCCAUCACCCACUACUCCCUCCACCUUUUUCACCACUACUACCUUUAAAUCUUAUUUGUUUCACACACUCUUUCUCUCACACACACAAAACAUUGUCAUAAAUUUCAAAAAUGGCAAACGCAACAACAAAACAUAGUCCUCUUCCUCCUAAUUCUCUCGUUGUUCUUCACGCACUGUUGUACUUUCUAUUGUUCUAUUUCAAUUCACUAACAUUAGCCAGACCAAGCACCUACAAUGUGGUCGAUUUUGGAGCCAACCCGAAUGGUGAAACCGACUCAACCGACGCCUUCCUGGACACGUGGAACAAAGCUUGUUACUCGCUUGAACCCACCGCCAUUCACGUGCCACAAGGGAAGUUCUUACUGGGAAGGGACAUCACGUUCCGGGGGAGAGGUUGUGUUAGCAAGGCGGCUAUGAUCUCCAUAACCAUUGAUGGCACCUUGGUGGCUCCUUCUGAUUACCACGUAUUGGGAAACGCGGAGAGUUGGAUAACAUUCAAUGGCGUUAGUGGGGUUUCCAUUCACGGUGGGGUGCUUGAUGGUCAAGGUGCUUCCUUGUGGGAUUGCAAGAGCGAGUUACUAAAAACUUGCACAAUUGGAGCCUCGACACUUGAAUUCAGCAAUUCAAACAACAUUGUGAUCACUGGGUUGACCUCUCUUAAUAGUCAACUGUUCCACAUAAUCUUCAAAGGAUGCCAGAAUGUAAGAGUGCAUGGAGUGACGAUCAUGGCUGCCGGAAACAGCCCUAAUACCGACGGCAUCCACGUCCAGUCCUCCUCUGAUGUGACCAUCCUCGAACCUAGAAUCCGAACGGGAGAUGAUUGUAUCUCUAUCGGCCCUGGCACUACCAACUUGUGGAUUGAAAAUGUUACAUGUGGACCUGGCCAUGGAAUAAGCAUUGGAAGUUUAGGAUGGGGCUUGAAUGAAGCAGGAGUGAAAAAUGUAACAGUGAAAUCAGCUACAUUUUUUAAGACACAAAAUGGCUUCAGAAUAAAGUCUUGGGGGAGACCCAGCAGUGAAUUUGUGAGACAUGUCCAUUUUGAACAUGCAAUCAUGACUGAUGUCCAAAACCCAAUUGUCAUAGACCAAAAUUACUGCCCAUUUUACCGGGGCUGCCCCAGUGAGGCUUCUGGGAUUAUGAUUGGGGAUGUUUCAUACAAGGAUAUUCAUGGAACAUCCGCAACACAAGUUGCUGUGAAAUUUGACUGCAGUUCAGAGCACCCAUGCAGUAGGAUAAAGUUGGAAGAUGUGAAGCUCACUUACAUGAAACAACCUCCCCAAGCUUUGUGUAACCACGCCGCUGGAACCGCGUUGGGUACGAUUCAACCGGAGAGUUGCUUGUAG
Messenger RNA from Lotus japonicus, 1486 nucleotides. Its product is annotated as polygalacturonase-like. The coding region runs from base 254 to 1486 and encodes 410 amino acids. The transcript has 4 exons. Gene Ontology annotation, molecular function: polygalacturonase activity. Lineage: Eukaryota; Viridiplantae; Streptophyta; Magnoliopsida; Fabales; Fabaceae. Gene Ontology annotation, biological process: carbohydrate metabolic process. The record is from RefSeq and is a predicted model, not a curated record.